Monopterus albus (swamp eel) is the source of this 585-nucleotide messenger RNA. RefSeq names its product transient receptor potential cation channel subfamily M member 2-like. NCBI's taxonomy places the organism in Eukaryota, Metazoa, Chordata, Actinopteri, Synbranchiformes, Synbranchidae. Gene Ontology annotation, biological process: calcium ion transmembrane transport. Gene Ontology annotation, cellular component: plasma membrane. The coding region runs from base 187 to 585 and encodes 132 amino acids. The record is from RefSeq and is a predicted model, not a curated record. The transcript is spliced from 4 exons. Gene Ontology annotation, molecular function: ligand-gated calcium channel activity.
AGUAUUUAUGAAAACCUGGCUAGGACCAUAAACUAUUCAAUUAAUGCAAACACAGUCCUUUACUUUUUCCUCUAUCAGUCUGAAAAUAAGGCACAGAGGGACCCAUGCAGAGACCUUUUCCUUUGGGCUGUCAUCCAGAACAAUAAGGAGCUGGCUGAAAUUGCCUGGGAGCAGUGUACAGACUGCAUGUGCGCUGCUCUGGCCGCCAGUAAGAUCCUUAAGAAAAUGGCAGAGGAAGGAAGUGAUGCAGACGAGGCAAAGGACAUGCAGGCGCUUGCCAGUCACUAUGAGAAGCACGCCAUUGGUGUGUUCAGCGAAUGCCACAGCAGUGAUCAGGAGCGUGCUCAGAAGCUGCUGGUUCGUGCAUCACCGUUCUGGGGAAGGACAACAUGCCUGAGGCUGGCACUGGAGGCUGACGAUAAAAGCUUUGUAGCUCAGUCAGGUGUUCAGGUGCUUUUGACUCAGAUCUGGUGUGGUGAACUUUCAGUGGACAAUCCUGUGUGGCGAGUGAUGUUCUGCAUGGUCUUCUUCCCUCUUAUCUAUACUGGCUUUCUGGUUUUCAGGUCACUAUUAUCAGUUGUUUAA